This is a messenger RNA of Salvia hispanica, 1266 nucleotides long. RefSeq names its product syntaxin-132-like. Gene Ontology annotation, molecular function: SNAP receptor activity; SNARE binding. Gene Ontology annotation, biological process: intracellular protein transport; exocytosis; vesicle fusion. The record is from RefSeq and is a predicted model, not a curated record. Gene Ontology annotation, cellular component: endomembrane system; SNARE complex; plasma membrane. NCBI's taxonomy places the organism in Eukaryota, Viridiplantae, Streptophyta, Magnoliopsida, Lamiales, Lamiaceae.
UGACUAAACACUAGUAAUUUACUGUUAAUUGUUGAUCGUAACGCCUAUGCCUAUCAUUUCCAACUUUGAUUGCCUCUUCAAUUUCAUCUUCGUGCACCAAAUAAUCAAACAAAAUUCAGCAAACAGUUUCUGAAAAAUCCCACAAUUUCUUCUUAAUUCACUUGAACAAAAGCUUUUCUCUUUAGCUUUUUUGAAGAUGAACGAUCUUCUCACGGACUCGUUCGUUGAAGAUACCAAAGGCAACACAUCACGAGAGCCUGAUAUAGAGAUGGGCCCUCGAUUUACUAGGAGUAGCUCGGAUCUGUCCUUGGAAUCUUUCAACAAGCAGAUACAAGAGGUUGAGAAGCAGGUGGACAAGCUCUCUGUUUUGCUACAGAACCUCAAGGAAGCCAACGAGGAGUCAAAAUCAGUUACCAAAGCAUCUUCGAUGAAAGCUAUCAGGAAGCGCAUGGAGAAAGACGUUGGUGAAGUGGGAAAGAUAGCACGCGGUAUUAAAGUGAAAAUCGAGGCACUAAACAAAGAUAACAUAGCUAAUCGACAGAAGCCUGGUUGUGGAAAGGGGACGGCCAUUGAUAGGUCAAGAACGAACUUGACAAAUUCCUUGACGAAGAAAUUUAGAGACCUCGUGACAGAGUUUCAGACUUUGAGACAGAGGAUUGAAGAGGAAUAUCGUGAGGUUGUUGAGAGACGAGUAAUAACAGUUACUGGAAGUCGACCAGAUGAAGAGACCAUCAAUAAUCUCAUUGAAACCGGAAACAGUGAACAGAUAUUCCAGCAAGCGAUGCAAGAAUCCGGACGAGGCCAGGUGAUGAACACUUUGGAGGAGAUUCAGGAGAGGCACGACGCUGUAAAGGAGAUCGAGAAGAAGCUCCUCGACCUUCAUCAGAUCUACCUUGAUAUGGCCGUGCUAGUCGAAGCUCAAGGAGACAUUUUGGACAACAUCGAAAGUCAGGUGACGAAUGCAGUCGAGCACGUCCAGUCGGGGACGACUGCGCUUCAGAAUGCGAGAAGGCUGCAGAAGAGCUCGAGAAAAUGCAUGUGCUUUGCCAUUAUACUUCUCUUAGUAAUCGUAGCUAUUAUAGUGCUCAGCGUGAUCCAACCAUGGAAAAAUUGACAAUUGCUCUUUGCAUAUAGCUUUUUGUAUUCAAGAGUUCCAUAAAUUCUAUAGGUUUCAUACGAAUGUGUAUAAAUAAGUGGUAAAUGUUGUCACAAAUAUUUUUUCUAGCUGGAGAUUCGAAAAUAAGAAGUAUUCUUUUAAUGAUUUUA